Messenger RNA from Gymnodraco acuticeps, 1606 nucleotides. Its product is annotated as crossover junction endonuclease MUS81-like. Gene Ontology annotation, cellular component: nucleus; Holliday junction resolvase complex. Bases 855 to 1286 code for a protein of 143 amino acids. The transcript has 9 exons. Lineage: Eukaryota; Metazoa; Chordata; Actinopteri; Perciformes; Bathydraconidae. Gene Ontology annotation, molecular function: 3'-flap endonuclease activity; crossover junction DNA endonuclease activity. The record is from RefSeq and is a predicted model, not a curated record. Gene Ontology annotation, biological process: resolution of meiotic recombination intermediates; double-strand break repair via break-induced replication; mitotic intra-S DNA damage checkpoint signaling.
CGUCAGUGCCCAACUCGCUGUCUAUUUAGUAACUGAAGGAGAAAAUGUCAGAUUGAAAUGCUCCAUUCCUUCUUAUAGAGGCAAAGAGUUCUUCUGUAAGGAACCAUGUAAACAAAAAGACAUUCUCAUUGAAACAACUGAUUUCUCAGCUCGGAGAGGCAGAUACAGCAUUGAUUAUGACGAUAGACAUUUUUUUGUGACCAUCACUCAGCUGACCAAGUCUGACUCAGGACGCUACAAGUGUGGUGCGGUUACAGCAGGUGCAUACCAGAAUAUUUAAAUCAUCGUUGUUGAUGCAAAACUUGUUGGUGGUCCUUCUGCAGAAAAAACAAUCGAUGCUAGAACUGGGGGAAAUACUGUAGUUCAAUGCUCCUUUACUCGCUAUGGGACCGGGAAGUUCUUCUGCAAGGAGGAAUGUGAAGGAGACAUUCUUGUUGGAAAGACUUACAAAGAUUUGAAAAAAGGAAGAUACAGAAUCAGAUAUCUUGAAGGAACUCCAACAGAAGGAUUUGUGAUUGUGAGCAUCGACCAGCUGACCCAGUCUGACUCAGGAUGGUACAGGUGUGGUCUGGGCAGACCUGACUCUAAAGAUCCAUACCAGAGGUUUGGUCUCAUCGUCACUGAUGCCUCUACAGAAAAAACAAACCAAAGUGAAAGCUCCACAUCUUCACCAGCUUCCCCUAAAACCACAGAGCAACCUGAAUCAACAACUACUACAGGUGUGGUCCUGUAUGUGUCUCUGACUCUGGUCGUCCUGGUCAUCGUGUCAUCACUGUCUGUGCUGGUAUUCUGCAGGAAGAGGAUUUGUAAAGACAAAAGUGAGGGACCAGAGAGUCCAGGAUGUGAGGGAGUCGAUGGCCUACCUCACCGUCAUGACUCGAUACCUUAAUAAACUCUACCAGAACUGUACGCUGACGUGUCGCUCCAGAGAGCUGGAGGGGGAUAGAGAGGAUGAGGAAGAGGAGAGAGGGACCCCCCCCUGCUCUCUUAUCUCUUUUGCAGAGUUCAACCACGGUGCAAUCAAAAACAAGAGUCAGACGGUGAAAGAAGUGUUUGCCCGGCAGCUGAUGCAGGUGAGCGGACUGUCGGGAGACAAAGCAGCUGCUAUACUGGAGCUCUACAGCACCCCGCUCAGUCUCCUGACAGCCUAUGAGCGAUGUGCAGGUGAAGCUGAUAAGGAGAAGCUCCUCUCCUCCAUCAGAUACGGGAAGCUCAAAAGGAACCUGGGUCCAGCUCUGAGCAGAACAGUUUAUCAGCUGUACUGCACUCAGGGAGCACUGACGUAGCUUAAUAUAAAAACAUAUCAUGAACAUAUUUUCACUUAGUUUCCAUCCCUACCUUACUUGAAUUAAACACAUUUUAGGAUGGAAACGUCCUUUGUUAUGUAAAUAUUAACAUGCUGCUAAGUUCUCAUCACCGUAACAUAUUGCUACUUGUAUGAAGAAUUUCACAAACGCCCCCUGAAACUUAAAUAAAGUUUAAGAUUUUAAAUAGUAUUGUUGUUAUUGCAUAUGGAUGUUUUACACUACAGUUUGUGAAGAAAGCACUGUGGUAAACUUCUAGACAGUCAGAAAUGAAAUAAAGAAGAAUAUUUGUAUUUGUAAAA